Molecule: messenger RNA, 2703 nt
Organism: Pseudophryne corroboree (corroboree frog)
Lineage: Eukaryota; Metazoa; Chordata; Amphibia; Anura; Myobatrachidae
Product: hydroxycarboxylic acid receptor 2-like
Exons: 1
Coding region: 62-1048 (328 amino acids)
Biological process (GO): G protein-coupled receptor signaling pathway
Cellular component (GO): plasma membrane
Molecular function (GO): G protein-coupled receptor activity
Source: RefSeq, a predicted model, not a curated record
UGCAGACAGCUAAUGCUUUUAUGCAUUACAUUGUUAGCACACAGAGAUAACAGUUUAUACAAUGCUGUCUCAUGGACUUCAUUCAUUAUUUAACCAAAGCAAUAGCACUUGCUGUUUUUUUGAGGAUCCUCUUCUGCACAACUUGUUGCCUCCUUUACUGAUUGUUAUCUUUGUGUUGGGCUUAUUAUUCAAUGGCACUUCAUUGUGGGCAUUUUUGUUUCACAUCAAAUCAUGGAAUUCAAGUGCAGUUUAUCUCUUCAACCUGUCUGUGGCUGAUUUUCUGCUCAUUGUCUGCUUGCCUUUCAGAACAGACUAUUACCUGAAACAGAAGUCCUGGGUCUACGGAGAUAUCCCAUGUAGAGUGAUGCUUUUUAUGUUUGCAAUGAACAGGGCAGGCAGCAUCUUCUUCCUUACCCUGAUUGCGUUUGAUCGAUAUUUCAGAGUUGUUCACCCGCUUCAUAAAAUCAACUCCAUCUCUAUCAAGGCUGCUGUUUUUGCUGCCUGUGCUGUUUGGCUUAUUGCGAUAUCAGCAUCGACAUACAUUCUUGCCACAGACCAUACUGGAAGAAGGAAGGCAAUGAAAACAAGCUGUGAAAGCUUCAUGGUGUGCCCUGCUGAAUCAUAUUGGCAUGACCUUCUCUUCAUCAUUGAGUUUUUAAUACCUCUGUGCAUUGUCCUCUUCUGCUCUUACAGCAUCAUUUGGAGGCUUAGACAGAGGAACCUGGACAGGGAUUUAAAAAUUAAGAAAACUGUCAAAGCUGUCACACUGGUUGGAGUAAUAUUCCUCAUAUGUUUCUUGCCAAGUGUUUCCACCAGGAUUGAGGUUUUAAGGCUUCAGGCUUCCCAACAACAUAAAAACUGCCGUGUUUACAAGUCUGCGGAAACUGCUUUCUUUAUCACCUUGUGCUUCACGUAUAUGAACAGUAUGUGCAAUCCUUUGUUUUAUUAUAUCUCCAGUCCUUCAUUGAGAACUUUUUACUUACAAAUUAUAAUCAAACUCAGAAUAAGGCUUUUUAUUUGUCCAGAUCCUUCCUGUUCACAAUCAUGAUUGUUUUUUUAUUUUUUUUUAUAUUUUACCCAUAUAAAAGACAAACCUCUGUCAUUUAUCUGUCUGCUAUGGGCAGAAUAUCUGUUAAAGUGGUCUUUGUUCUGGUGCUUGGUCAAUAUGCAUUGGUAAAGGGUGGAGGGAACCAAUACUGUUUGCCAGAAAAAAAGCUGUUUUGAUUAAGAACAUAUGCAGUAAUAAUUAUUCCCCCCCCAAACUAUUUAGGGCUAAGCAAAUAAUAAUCUUAUUAGACACCUAGACAUUCGUAAUGACUUUUUUAAAGUUAAUAAAUUAUAUAGAUGAAUCAAUUUAUAUAGUGGACCUACUAUGUAUUGUGGUAUUUGUAUAUAUGCAUUUAUUCUAUGUAUGCACUCUGUAUAAUUAGUGUACAAAUUGUGAAAAAAUAUAUAUGCAAUAUUAAAAUCACACGCUUACCCCUGUUGUCUUCAUAUGGGUAUGAAUAAAUGUCCCUUUACUUUGUCUAUUACUAGUAAUCCUUAUAUGACAUUAACACAAAAAUAAAUAAAAUAAUCUAAUCUAAUCUGGCUGUUCUGGAAGGUAAUUCUCUCCCUUUCUGAUUAGGUCUUUCCAGGGAUUUUUAACCUGUAUUUGAUCCACGGCUGCCUCUUCUCUUGUUUAUUGCUUCUUAUAUUUUAUAUUUUUAACCAUUUUGUAUUACUUGUGACUUUUUUGGGGGGAGGGAUGGUUGUUAUAUUCCCUCUCAAUGCUCUGUUUCACUUAGCAGGCUACCUAAAUUUCCUUACCAUGCUGUACACUACUAUGUCAUUUGAGUACCUUGUAUUGCUUACUUUUUCUCAAUAAAAAUAUAUUUAAAAAAUUUAAUAAAUAAAAUAAUCUAAUCUACAUAUUUUUAAUGAUUAAUUGCCCUCAGAUGUAGCCAGAUUGUGGAGUGGGGUAUGGUCCUCCAGGACCCGUGAUUUCCCAGACUUUCCUUCUACGACAGUAGUUUUUAAACAGCUUCCUUAUAAACUGAAAUGGGUGAAAUAGGCCAAAUUACAGGAAAAUCACAUCAAAUUCCUCAAGAGCUUACCUGUCUCAAGCCCAAUGGGGUCAUAUUACUGGCUCGACCUCUACUAGCUACCCAAAGUGCUCGGUAUCUUCAGAUACCCUUGUACAUAAUAUUUGGCAGUGCUCUAAAAUCAAGAGGUUCUGUUAUAAAGUUCAUAAUUUAAUUCAAACAAUUGUUGGUCAUAGUCUCCCAUUUUCAUGGAAACCUCUAUUUCUAGCUUUCUGAUUUUUCCCCUUGUGCUCUGACCAAGGUUCAAAAAUCUGCUUUGCCUUUACUGACUACUCUCACCACCUUGGCCAGACGCCUAAUAUUACGACAAUGGCUUUAGAAAAUUGCACCCUCUAUCAAGAUGUUGAAACUCGAGAUGUUGACUCACCUACAUUUUGAAAGGUGUUCUGCCUGUGAUGAAAUUGAAAGAUCAUGCUAAAUGUGAAUUAUACUUAACAUAUUUGCCACCAGACAUAUCCUUAUCCACUAUGAAAAUACUUGAAUAUACCACCUGGUCUCUCUUGCGAAAUAUAACAAUGUCUCAUCUACAACUGCACAAUGAUCCUUUUGUACAUUCUUGGUUCUGUUCCUCCCCAUCCCCCUGCCUCCCCCUUCUUCCUAUAUAUUUCUCAUUCUCUUU